This is a messenger RNA of Peronospora farinosa, 423 nucleotides long. Lineage: Eukaryota; Oomycota; Peronosporomycetes; Peronosporales; Peronosporaceae. The record is from the annotation of a GenBank genome assembly.
AUGUUGUCCAGCAAGUGUGACAUUGUCACGACAUUUAUCGGCGUCACCAAUACAGGUGGGUUGCGGUUCUUAGGACAAGCAAUUAUACCGAUGGAGCCCGGAUGGGAAAACAAGACAAAGAUUUGUGCACCGCUGGCAAAAUGGAAGUUUCCAGUAACGAGUGUGUCAAAAGUGUCGAGCAAUGCGUCGUUGACUUCUACGGCACCAGUGACACCUAAAAAAAGGCCAUCAAGCGAUUCGUCUUUGCGGAAGACGCUGGUGACGCGUUGGGGCGUUCUCACGGACACAAGUUUCCUCCUCUUUGACGACACGACUGCCGAGCUACUGGGCAGUAUGUACGUGCUGUAUGUAUCGAGUUACGCACAGCAGCAGUUGUGGGAAUACAAGAUCAUCCUGCGUCGACGUGCAUCACUGAUUCCGUAA